AGACAGUAAUAUCGCAGGAACCGGUUCUGAAGAUGCGCGGACAGGUAGCAGUGGUAUUCAACCUUUAUACAGUGGAUAUGCACCCCCUCAACUGGCGCAGCCAACCUACCCAAUGCAUCUACCUCACAACCCCAGGAUUUUUCCCAUGGACCAAUCAGUAUCCAAUUAUAGCAGUAAUCCACCUAUGUCCAUCAAUUUGCCGCCACCUUUAACCGACUCGAUACCAGGUUGGACACCUGGAGCCGCGCCAGUGUCUCCGCAUUUUACAGCGGAUCCAAAUCCUGGUAUUCACAUGCUGGUGCCUGAACAGCAGAGGCUAGACGAUGCCAUCGACGUCCUUCGCGACCUCGGCCCGGUUGAUACACACGGUGGGAUAUACUCGCAUAUCUCAUCAUCGCAGCUAGACCCUCUGACGAGUCCACCUUCUGCAGUAACGGUAACACAAUGUCAAGGUUCCUACCCCGGUCUUACGCCCACGCCCAAUAUAGAUGAUUCCAUUAAAAGAGAAAGAUUACCAGUGACGAAUGCCGAAAAGAGAAUAGAUUUGCUCGUUGGUGAUAGCAAGACGAAGCUAUCGAGAGGGAAACUUGUAGCGGCAGGUGUAAUCUGGGAUGACACGGUCGAUUCGACGUCGCAGAGAAAAGGGACGAAAAGAUCACGCAGAUCGAGUUGCUCCAGCGCUCACGAAGACUGCGACAAUCCUGAUACAAAGCGCGAGGAAGAACGUCGUCAGGCCAAAAACGUGUCUGAAAGGAAACGUACGAGAGAGUUGAACAAGACUUUUAAAAAACUUGCCAAUAAAUAUAGUGAUCAAUCUCAAACGAAGCUGAAUAUUCUCAGCAUGGUGGUGGAAAUGAUAAACAAACUAGAACAACAAGUCACAGAACAGCACCCUAGCGUCUCGAUAGAAGAGUGGAGAGAUUUUUGGUUAGAUUUAAGAAGAGAAGAGGAAGCGAAAGAAGAGGAGGAAAGAGCAAGUGAUGGCCCUGAUUUACCAGGCUAUCUUGCAACGCACAUAGCAUAUCCGCAUUCUCAUUUACUUGCACACUUCCAAUCACUCUUCCCCACAUUAUUUGGUCCACAAUCUUCUCUUCAGCACAAUCCACCACAACCACAGUAGCAGAGGUUCAAUGGCGGUAUUGUUACAUCCUUUGUAUUUCGUCCCUGCGUGGAAGCUGUCUUUCGCGGUAUAUUUAUUGAUGCAUCUCUGAAGGAUCAUCUCUUAGCACGUCGCUAAGAGGAUUCUUUAUCAACAAGAGCGGAUAUUUUGUGAUAGUCGCCAUUUUGAGUAGUUUUACGACUUACCGUCUUAUCGGGCAGACGCAUCUUUCUGACGACUAUAAUUAUCCAAUAUUCUUUGUUGUCUUUCCUAAUUAUUAUUAAAGUUACUGAGUUAUUUUAUAAAAGAAAUGUUAUUAUUUCUCGGCGCGAGUGCUUGUGUGUGAAUGGCGGUUGUGUUGCGCGCUUUAAUAUAUAUGGAAAUCGACUCGCGGACGCAACAGUAUCAUUCUGUGUUAAGAUACAUUAUAAAAUCGAUAACAAAUUUACGAAUAUUAAUUGCACAUCUAUAUAGAAAUUUUUUCUGCUCUCAUAUAAGUUGUAGAAGUAUA
Formica exsecta is the source of this 1610-nucleotide messenger RNA. Its product is annotated as protein daughterless-like. Gene Ontology annotation, biological process: regulation of transcription by RNA polymerase II. Gene Ontology annotation, cellular component: transcription regulator complex. Gene Ontology annotation, molecular function: protein dimerization activity; RNA polymerase II cis-regulatory region sequence-specific DNA binding; DNA-binding transcription factor activity, RNA polymerase II-specific. Bases 113 to 1120 code for a protein of 335 amino acids. The record is from RefSeq and is a predicted model, not a curated record. NCBI's taxonomy places the organism in Eukaryota, Metazoa, Arthropoda, Insecta, Hymenoptera, Formicidae. The transcript is spliced from 9 exons.